AGGAGGAGGAGGAGGAAGGGUCGUUCUUUUUGUGCUGGAGGGACCCCUACGACUACGACUACGACUACUACUCCCUCCCCAUGGAGGGGAAGGAAGAGAGGCCAGCCAAGCAGCAGAGCCGGGCAAGCGACGUCCACAGAGUGGAUCCAUAUGGGUUUGAAAGGCCAGCAGACUUUGACUACUAUGCAACAUAUGAAGAAUUCUUUUCUGGAUACUUAGUAGUACUCACUAGAAGAGCAAUUAAGGUCCAAACUUUUAAGGGAAAUAAUAGUGUACCUAAAAGCUUAAAAGCAAAACGCUAUAUCAGGAAAGGCAUUCCCAAUGAGCACCGUCCACUGGUUUGGAUGGUGGUCAGUGGUGCUCAGACACACAUGGAACAAAACCCUGGAUACUACCAGAAGUUACUUGAUGGAGACAAAAAUGACAAGCUGGUGGAAACAAUUAAAACAGACAUGAAUAGGACAUUUCCAGAUAAUAUAAGAUUCCGCAAAACUGCUGACCCCUGUUUACAGAAAACACUGUACAAUGUUUUAGUGGCAUAUGGACACCAUAAUCAGUCAGUGGGAUACUGCCAGGGUAUGAAUUUCAUAGCUGGCUACCUGAUUCUUAUAACAAGAAAUGAGGAGCAGUCCUUCUGGUUGUUAGAUGCUCUCAUUGGUCGAAUAUUGCCUGAUUAUUAUAGUCCAGAAAUGAUGGGCCUCAAAACAGAUCAAGAAGUCCUUGGAGAGCUGGUAAAAAUGAAAGUACCAGCUGUGGCAGAGUUAAUGGAGAAGCAUGGCAUCAUGUGGACUUUAGUGGUGUCCCGUUGGUUUAUAUGUUUAUUCAUUGACAUUCUUCCAGUAGAGACAGUACUUCGAAUUUGGGACUGCUUGUUCUACGAGGGAUCAAAAAUAAUCUUCCGUGUAGCCUUAACACUAAUUAAGCAACAUCAAGCUUUCAUUUUGGAAGCCACUAACUUCCCUGAUAUUUGUGACAAAUUCAAGCAGAUCACCAAAGGACCAUUUGUAACAGAAUGUCACACUUUCAUGCAGAAAAUAUUUACAGAGCCUGGAAGUCUCCGGAUGGCUACAAUAGAGAAACUGAGAGAGACUUGUAGAGCAAAUCAGAUUGCUCAGAUCAAUGGACAAUAUGUAAGAUAAUAUGGCAAGCCUGGGUACAUUCCUUAGCUUAAUUGCACUGAUUGACAAUUUCCUCAGUUUCGUUACUGUUGACUGACUCUUGACCAAUUCUCUACAACCUUCCAAGUAAGUGUUGGAUAAUUUAAUAUAUGUUUUGUAAAAACACACUUCCAUUACUGUAAGAAUAAAAUGCAAUCAAUGUGAUUUUUUUUUAAAAAAAUGAUACUAAUUUUAGGAAAUUUGUAAUAUUUAAGCCCAGAAUUAUGUCUUCAUAUGAAAAUACAAAAUAAAUUUAUUUGAAAAUCUCCCAAUGCUAUAUACUAUGUAGAGGCUUAUCGCUCCAGAAAUAGUCCAGAUUGAAUGCUGUUUAGGUAACUGCAUAUAUGAAAUAUCCUUUUCUGCAUACUACAGACAUUAGGAAUAGCACAUUAUCAGCUUUCUGUUGUCCAGACUUGCUACAAAUCAGUAAAACAUCUUACUUCACUAUUAUCCAAAGCCUAAGGUGUGCCUGUUAGUCACUGCAAGGAAAUGUCAGUAGCUGUUUCCUGUGGGUUUAAAAGUGUGCUAACAUAGUUUUUCCAUUAAGUUUGUUUGUUUUAAGACAUUUGCCACAAGACACAAAUGUAAAGUAGGUGAGUGGGUUCCACUUGAUACUCUUUGUUGUGAGUUUCCAGAGGUAAGGGAAUCUAUGCUUGUGGAGAGGCAUACAAUGCCAAUUACACUGUAUUCAAAAACAUAGCCAAGGGAUUUGCACCUUUGAUACUUUGUACACUCGCAUCUGAGGAAGCAGACUAAGUCUACAAAGGUUUGUGCUGCAACUUUUCACCCAGGUACAGUAGUCUCAAAAAAUGCUACAAGAUUGCUUUGCAUACGUUUAUACUGUACAUAUAAUACACUGUAUAGGUA
Messenger RNA from Sceloporus undulatus (fence lizard), 2024 nucleotides. RefSeq names its product growth hormone regulated TBC protein 1 (gene GRTP1). The record is from RefSeq and is a predicted model, not a curated record. NCBI's taxonomy places the organism in Eukaryota, Metazoa, Chordata, Lepidosauria, Squamata, Phrynosomatidae.